Molecule: messenger RNA, 581 nt
Organism: Planococcus citri (citrus mealybug)
Lineage: Eukaryota; Metazoa; Arthropoda; Insecta; Hemiptera; Pseudococcidae
Product: cysteine-rich PDZ-binding protein-like
Exons: 2
Coding region: 279-581 (100 amino acids)
Biological process (GO): cytoplasmic microtubule organization
Cellular component (GO): dendrite
Molecular function (GO): microtubule binding; PDZ domain binding
Source: RefSeq, a predicted model, not a curated record
CAAAGGACAAAAUUUGAAAAACGCUCGAAGCUCGAAUGCUUGUUGUCGUAGGUUGUUCAUUGUUUGAAGAAUUCAAAUUUCUUUUUUUUUUGUAAAAUUUUAAACGUAAUUUCAUUCUUCCAUUCGAGCAACUAGUUUCAUUAACGUGCGUUGAGUCAAGUUGUUCAUCAGUUGUAAUUUCAGUUCAGUUUUGUGUUGAAGAAACAGUCUCAAUUUCUACAGCGUCGACUGACACUCGAUCGAGAUCAAUGCAGAAUAUUGGGAGUAACUUUACAUAGAUGGUUUGCUCGAAUUGUGAGAAAAAACUCGGCCGUGUUAUCACCCCAGAUCCUUGGAAAGCUGGAGCACGCAACACAGUUGAAAGCGGCGGACGAAAAGUAGCUGAAAAUAAAGCUUUGACAGCGAAGAAUGCUCGAUUCAAUCCAUUGACUGCCACAUUUCAGCAAUGCCGAAUUUGUCGAACCAAAGUUCAUCAAGUUGGCUCGUAUUAUUGUCAAGCUUGCGCGUACAAGAAAGGAAUUUGCGCUAUGUGUGGUAAAAAAUUAAUCGACACUAAAAACUACAGACAAUCAUCGACGUGA